Molecule: messenger RNA, 986 nt
Organism: Sabethes cyaneus
Lineage: Eukaryota; Metazoa; Arthropoda; Insecta; Diptera; Culicidae
Exons: 2
Coding region: 58-984 (308 amino acids)
Source: RefSeq, a predicted model, not a curated record
CGCUAUCAAAAGCUCGUAAUCGGAGCGGGCUACUUUGGUUCCUUUUGUGAGGGUGACAUGGACAUAAUACUGUCGGUUGCUACGCAACUCGGACCGGUACUCGAAGAAUUAGUGUCCGGUGUCUUAUCAACCAAAGUUUUACGCAAAAUUCUCUCAAAAUGUCCACGUCUCAAGAAGGUAAAACUUUAUCGUUUAAAAAACUACAGUUUGCCUAUUCUGAGGGAUUUGGAAGAACUAGAGAUUGUAGAUGGUGCACAUACUGACAUUGUUCGCCUAGCUCCAAAUCUCCGAAAGCUUCGCGUUCGCUGUAACUUACAUUUAGCACUAGCGGUUAUUGAGGAAUUACCAUUGGAGCAUCUGGAGUGCAAUUUGCCAAUCAAGGUUAAUCACCAUUUAAGAUAUUUGUCAAAAGAAACUAGGCUUACAACGCUAGUACUGUGCGAAAGUAUAAUUGUGCAAGAAGAUUUAGUACAACUAUGCAAAUCAUGCCCGCUGUUGAUAAAAUUAUGGUUUAAUACCACGUGGAUCACCUCACUGCAUUGUUUAGCAACUCUGAAGCACCUUAAGGUCAUUAGUUUUGGAAUUGAGAGUACAUUACACACAGAAAGUGAUCUCGUUUUGCCAAACAUUGAAAUGCUUGUUUUGAGCUCGAAUAGGCCAAUUCAUUUAAGUGAUAGUAUGCGCCACGUGUUUCCUAGCGUUCACUUCUUGCGACUGAAUAGCCUGCGAACCUUCUACAGCCCGGAUCAGUUCCGGCUCGGCGAGGCUUUCCCUCAGCUGGUAAGACUGGAGCUUAAUUCGUUAGUCUACGAUACACAUCUGGAGUGUAUGAUCGAGAAGUCGACGCAACUGGCCACGCUACGUGAACUUGCCGUUGACCAGGUGAAAUUCAAGGAACUGACCGCCGUAAGUCGGCAACAGCUGCAACGGUGUCAGAUAGCAUAUUCCAGCAGGAUGAAAGACCUGUUUGACACAUUCUGGUAAAU